Messenger RNA from Aricia agestis (brown argus), 1808 nucleotides. Its product is annotated as nudC domain-containing protein 1. Lineage: Eukaryota; Metazoa; Arthropoda; Insecta; Lepidoptera; Lycaenidae. The transcript has 2 exons. The record is from RefSeq and is a predicted model, not a curated record. The coding region runs from base 56 to 1783 and encodes 575 amino acids.
CGAACGUGUACGACUUUUCUAAAAAUUCUAAAUUUUUUUUAUUACUUACACAAAAAUGCCUUCGUGCGUGAUAGAAUUGAGAUGUGAUCGGCGCCUUCUAGACCAUGAAUUUGAAGGUUACAAGUUAAAUUUGCAAGCUUUACCGCAACAUAAACUCGAUCUCAUUUCAUCGGUAGAUAAAGUUUACCCCGACGAUAUUCAAUACUCUUUCAUUCAUGCGAGAUUAUUCGCUCUUCAUAAUCAUUUAAUAGUCGACAAAUGGGAUCCUAGAUUCAGUUUUUAUUACGUGGACAAACAGCAGCAGAUCCGAAACGUGACAUUUGAAAACAUAAACAACACUUUCCAAAGUGGGGUCGUCUACACCAUCACAAACAUCGAACGGAGGCCGGGACAUUUUAACAUCGGCGUUAUAUUCCCUUCGCCAAACUUGGUUGUUAUCACCGAUGGUACAGGCUACUUGCAUAUAGUGAGCACGGGCGCACGAAAUGGAAGCGUCAGUGAGUCUUGGAAGACAUUACAUUCUACACUAGCACUAGGUGAAAACAAGUGUUACACUAUUUUAGAUUCAAGAUUGCAGGAAAAUAAUGAAGUUGAGUUCCUCCACUGCCUGCUUCAAUCCGUUGAGCAGACAGAUAAACAAUUCAAUUCUGUCCUAUCUUGGGUCACUUUCUCAAAUGAUGGGAUCCAAUGGAGGCAAUCUUUACUCAGGCAAGUACAAGGCAAAGGUAUAGUACACUAUGGUGCCCUAGAGACAGACUGCACGGCCUUGUAUGUUGCCUCCAACAACAUGUUCAAGGUGACCCAUGAUUCUGAGAAAGAAAUUGUUGUUAAAACACCGGAAGCACCCACACAAAUAAUAUACACGUGGAUGCAGACUACAGAAGACAUUUCCAUAACAUUAAAAUUGGAGAAUAAAUUUAAUAAGAAACAUCUUAUUGUAUCUGUGACACCAUUAACUAUAAAAGUUACAUAUGCAGGCAAAGAUUAUGUAAAUGGAAAACUUAAGCAUAGCGUGGAUAGUGAACUUACAACUUGGAACAUACAAGAGAAUGGGCAGGUAGAUAUUUUAAUUACAAAGUCUGAGAGCAAACUUUGGGACGAGCUGAUUGAAAAUGGUGAUAAAACCGGUGAGCAAAUCCUGGAUCCCAGUCUAAUUGCCCAAGUCCAUGAGAGAUUGUCACACUUGUGCUCUGAAACAGAAGUGACAGACAAUGAUCAGUCCCUGACCGGAUUCAAUGCGGCUGAACUAGAGGAGUGUGAUGCUGCUUCAGAAGAAGAUACUGUUCUUACUCGGAUCGAUAUAAUAAAGCAUGAAGUGACACAUCGGAUACCACUGAGUGUGAAUCAAUAUCUCUUCCACAUUAAUCUGGAGCCACACCAAGCACCAGCCCUAUGUCUGAGACAUGAUGUAGACGCAUGCAUUUGGCAGCCAUACGCUCAACUCAUCAACACAGAAACUUGGCCAGUAAAGCACAUAGGCACACUGUUGGCCUUUGGUUAUGUGCAGUCAUCCAAACAAAAUCGUAAAUUCACUGCCUGCUCCCCAAAUUUCUCAUACAGUGUUGUCUGCGAAGCUUCCAGACACAUCUUUAUUUACCGACACAGUGGCAAUCGGGACUGUCAAUUGCGACGAAGGACCGGUGGACAGAUGCAGCAAGUAAAAGUGGGCAUGCAGCAUGUUGUUAACAUAGACUCAUACGGUGAAGUUUUGGGAGUAGAAGCUACUAAUGAAUACUUAUUUAUUCUGACUGAAAACACAUUGCUAGUAAUAGGAAUACAUUAAGAAUAAAAUAAAAUUAAAAUUCUCA